AUGAGGACUGCCUCUCUUCUGCUGACGGCCAGCGUCGCGUGCGCCUGGUCGUCCCCAAUCAAGCGCGACUGGUCCCAGGGCGAGGGCGACGACGCCGUCGGCCACGCCUACACCGAGAUCGGCCAGGGCGGCGGAGACGACGCCGUCGGCCACGCCUACACCGAGACCUCCUCUCGCUCCGCUGCAACUGGCACCGCCGGUCAGGGCCAGGGUAACAACGCCGCCGGCUCGACGCUCACUGAGAACGGCGGUGGCCAGGGUGCUCCGGGCUCGACUGCGACCGAGGCCGCCGGUCAGGGCCAGGGCAACAACGCAGCCGGAUCGACUCUGACCGAGAACGGUGGUGGCCAGGGCGCCCCCGGCUCAACCGCCACCGUCAGCCUCCCCGGUUCGGCUGUCCCUAUUCCCUCUGGAUCCGGUUCUGACAACACUGGCGGCGGCGACGGAGGCGUCCCCGGUGGCCCUGGCUACAACUCCGGCGUCAACCCUAGGCAGACGUUCAGCUUCCUUUCUCCCACUGUUGACUUCCAGCCUGCGGGCCUGUGGAAGACGUCCAACCUCGACGCAUUCACCGAGUCUGGCCCGGCCAACGCCUCGGUCUCCGUCGCUGGCUCCGGCAUCUUCUUCAGGGGCCGCGGCAACCCCGAGGAGUGGACGGUUUACGUGAACGGCACGGCCGGCGACCAGCUCAAGUCGACCUCGUGGGGCUGGGACGCCAUUGUCAACAUCCGCAAGGAGGACGCCGACCACCCCGCCUUCGUCAAGACGACCGCCUCCGUCUCCGGUCUCGAGUACGGCUACUACGUCUUCACACUCGGCUCGAGCGGCAACCUUACUUUCAACACUGCUGAGCCCAACAACGCCGGCGAGCGCUACCGCCUCGCGCCUGCCAAUGCUACCAAGAUCGGCCAGGACUCCCACGUCAAGAAGGAGGGCAACUGGGAGGGCGAGGACGGAGUGCUGUACACCAAGGCCAAGGGCGCCAAGCUCACCAUUACUGUGCCCCAGGCCACGGCCAUGCUCGAGCUCCGCGCCGGCCAGCCUCCCGUCCCCUUCGCCGACUUCCGCGUCACGAUCACCCCGCCUCCCCUCUAUGGCCCUUCGGUCCAGGAGUUCCACCCCAACCUGCAGGGCGGCGGCAUCUCGGCUCUGAUCUACAACGGCAACAUCCCCAUCUAUUCUACCCUUCUCAACCCCAACUUCAACUACAACGUCGUCGUCGAGACCACUUCCGACCAGGACGAGGCGUUCUCCGUCCACGACAUCACUUACUACCCGUGA
Trichosporon asahii var. asahii CBS 2479 is the source of this 1281-nucleotide messenger RNA. RefSeq lists its product as uncharacterized. NCBI's taxonomy places the organism in Eukaryota, Fungi, Basidiomycota, Tremellomycetes, Trichosporonales, Trichosporonaceae. The coding region runs from base 1 to 1281 and encodes 426 amino acids. The record is from RefSeq and is a predicted model, not a curated record. The transcript has a single exon.